AUGGUGGCCGAAGACAACGUGCAUCCUCGCUAUGCACCCUGGUUCCAGAUACCAGCGCGUCGCAUAGUCGCUGUCGAGCAUCCUGGCAUCGUCAAAAAUGUCGACAGGGCAAUCGCUACAUUGCAGGGCGAGAAAGGGCUUGCCAAUAUAUUGGAUCCCUCCAAGCCAGCGACCAGGGGACUGCUCUUCCUUCGCCCCGAAGACCCCAUGGCCAGGCCAAUCGAGUCGGUCAACCGACCAUCCAACAACAUCCUGCUCAAAGUCACCGUGCCCAAAUGGACCGGACGCAAACGUAAAAGAGGCAGCGAUGAGCCCUUUACUGACAGCAAGUCCACGCCUGAAGCGGUUGAGAGGGAGCGGCAGUCUAGUGCUUUUAGACAGCAAAGUCUGAGAGACAAUGCUACAAAGUAUACUGUCGAGCCUGUCGGCAUGGUGGAGAGAACUCACAACUACCGAAGUAUUCCGGACUAUGUGUUUUCAACUACGGCGAGUCCGUUUACGCAGAGGGUUCGAGAGACGAUUUUUACACCUGACUUCGAGAAAAUGAGACAGUUUGACAUGUCCAUGAGCAAAGGAGAGCUCACAAACGUGGAUCUGAUCCCACCUCCAGCGUUUAGCAAAGCGCACAUCCCCUUUCAAUAUACCUAUCGCCAGAACCCAACAGUCAAGGUGUUCCAAGACACUGCGGGGAAUGUCAACUCCAUCAACACGCAAACCCCAAACAAAGUGCGCACCCACCAAGUAAUCUUUGACGUGCCCAAAGUCCCCUCCGAACCACACAAGGAAUGCCCACCAGUAUCCGAGCUGGACCAGGAGCUCCAAGAAACGAUAGCCAUCCUCGAAACCCUCUUCGCUGAGCGGCCAGCCUGGACCCGUCGCGGGUUGCGCAAUGCCCUGAAAACCCCAGAACAGCGCACCGCACUGCGACACGCCAUCGGCUAUGUGGGAUACAUCUUCCGAUCCGGGCCAUGGCGAGACGCAAUCAUCAAACUAGGCCACGAUCCGCGCACCGACGUCGAAUUCCGCAACUUCCAAACCUUUGUCUUUCGUGUACAGGCACGAGAGCCAGACGUUGCCCGCGAUGGCGGCGGGAGCGCCAAACGACACACCGGCGUUGCUGCCAGCGGACCUCGCGACUUUAGCGGCCUCGACAUCUCUGGUAUCCCCACGGUGACCAGAGACGAGCUGCCAGACAGCCAUCUCUGGACCGGCAAAGCGCCGCUCCCGCUAGACGGCAAGAUCUGGAUGGUAUGCGACAUUGUCGACCCGAUCAUCAAAGAACUCCUGUACCCGACCAACCCAGCCCCAGACUUUCUGCGUAGCGAGUGCGACCCCGUCAGCGAUGGGUGGUAUGGCAGCGGCACGCUGGCCAAGGUCAAGACGAUCAUGCGGCAAAAGAUCAACGCCCUGACCCAACAGCACCGCGAACCUGCUGACUCGGAGUACGAGUGUAUCUUGGGCUUUCCGGACCACCACGCCGCGGACGACCCUAGCCUCGAGGCAUUUUACGUCAAUCCCGAGACAGCUACUCCGCGAGAACUCAUGCUGGCCACAGAGGUCAGGACGACUCUCAAGGGCGCCGCCAAUUGGAAAACCGCAGUGUCGGCGGGCAGGCCAAGCAACGCCGUUGCGGAGGACGAAGAAGGGGAGGAAAGAGAAGCUAUACGGAGGGUGAUGGAGGAGAAUGAACCUUUGAGUGAUGACGAGGAUGAUAAUGACGUAGGGAAUGGGGAUGAGGAGGACGAGGAUGAGGAAGAUAUAGAUGAUGUUAAUGAAGGAGAAGCGCGUGCACAACCGGCCAAGAGGCAGAGAACUGCUAAAGGGAAAGCCAAAGCCAAAGCCAAACCCAAGGGCAAGGGCAAGCAGAAGCGUGUUCGUAUUGAUGAUUAG
This is a messenger RNA of Talaromyces rugulosus, 1890 nucleotides long. RefSeq lists its product as uncharacterized. The record is from RefSeq and is a predicted model, not a curated record. Lineage: Eukaryota; Fungi; Ascomycota; Eurotiomycetes; Eurotiales; Trichocomaceae. The transcript has 3 exons. Gene Ontology annotation, biological process: transcription initiation at RNA polymerase III promoter. Gene Ontology annotation, cellular component: transcription factor TFIIIC complex. Bases 1 to 1890 code for a protein of 629 amino acids.